This is a messenger RNA of Seminavis robusta, 435 nucleotides long. NCBI's taxonomy places the organism in Eukaryota, Bacillariophyta, Bacillariophyceae, Naviculales, Naviculaceae. The record is from the annotation of a GenBank genome assembly.
AUGCAAAUGAAGGCUACUUCCAUUACCUUUGACCGACACGGUGAUUCAGUUAAGUUUCGAUUCUUUGUUCAGGGCUACGAGCAAACUGCUGCCGAUGAAGAUAAUGGCGAUGACUCCUCGGAGGGGAAAAAGCAAUUCAUCACUGCCACCGAGCUCACCACACAGGAGCUCCGUCUCACAUCUCGAACAAAAUGGGUGACCAAAGGGUUCAAGUGGAAGAGCGAAUCGUCUAAUGGACUUAAAACCCGUACGAUCGUUAUUGAAUGCAAGUAUGGAGACGACAAUUUGCAGCAUUCCGACAUUGUUCGAAUUGAAGUGUUUGCUCCAUGGACGUCCGACUGUGACAAGGGCAAGCGACUGCUGAAGGCGGUGGAGUGGGCAAAGCUUGUCGUCGACGCUAACUUAAAGUUUCAGGAGCUGCUACAAGAGAAGUAA